Dermacentor andersoni is the source of this 4097-nucleotide messenger RNA. RefSeq names its product Meis homeobox homothorax (gene hth). NCBI's taxonomy places the organism in Eukaryota, Metazoa, Arthropoda, Arachnida, Ixodida, Ixodidae. Gene Ontology annotation, molecular function: DNA binding. Gene Ontology annotation, biological process: regulation of DNA-templated transcription. The record is from RefSeq and is a predicted model, not a curated record.
GCCCACUGAAGACGUCGUCGUCCUCUUCGACUUGCUUUUUUUUUUUUUACGUGUGUUGUGUUGUCGCCUCAAGGGUGCAUCCGAAGCUCGCUGUCGCACCGUGUGUGUACUAGUGUCCCCGACCUCGUGGUGAAGAGCUAGAAAAAAAAAAAAAAGCAUCUACUCUACACUGUGUCCGUGAGUGUGUUCUACACGCCUCGUGUACUGAACGGAACAAGCUUGCCUUCCUUCGUCAUAUUUCUGCUUCUUCGAGGAGAAGACGUUCCCCUUCUUUGCUCGUCCACGUGUUCUACGAACACCGAAUUCCCGACACUUUGUGGACCCGUUUCUUGACGGCAACCGGCCACCACCCCACAACCCCUUGAAGAGUUCGUCCCGUCUCGUUUUGUUGCUGCUCGAGAGGAAGAAGGAUUUCUGUGGCUGUCGUCUUUGUGAUUCGCUGUGUGAGGUUCGAGCCGCCUGUCCCGUCUCUUUCGGAAGAGAAGUGCAGGUUUCUUUUCUUUUGUUGCCGAACAGGCUUCAAGAAGAUUCCGAUUUCUGCGGCUUCAAGGAGAAGGCCAUCAGCUGUGUGAGUGUCGGUGCUUGAAAAAAGAAAAGAUUGUUCCUUCGCCCAGUUGACAACGGCGACCAACCGAAGAAACCUCCGUCUAACUGCUGUAUUACGGAGAAGCUGUUGCUGAGAAAAUCAAGGAACUUCCCAGGAGUCGACAUGGCUCAACGGUACGACGACCCGGUGCCCCACUAUGGCGCCGGCGCUGGCGGCGGUGGCGGGGCCACCGCCCUGGAGGGACCCCUGGGCGCCUACGACCCGCAUGGCCGCAUGCAGCCGCUGGCUCACAGCCCGCACCCCAUGAACGCGGCAGCCGCCAUGUACGCCAACCACGGGGCCGCCGGAGCCGCCAAUCACGUGAUGGGCACCGUGCCGGACGUGCACAAGCGAGACAAGGACGCCAUCUAUGGACACCCACUGUUUCCCCUGCUGGCACUGAUCUUCGAGAAAUGCGAACUGGCCACCUGCACACCCAGGGAGCCGGGCAUCGCCGGCGGGGACGUGUGUUCCUCCGAAUCCUUCAACGAGGACAUCGCGGUGUUCGCCAAGCAGACGAGGCAAGACAAACAAUAUUACCUUCCCAACCCUGAGUUAGACAGCCUCAUGGUGCAAGCCAUCCAAGUUCUCAGGUUUCACCUUCUAGAGCUCGAAAAGGUGCACGAGCUGUGCGACAAUUUCUGCCAGCGGUACAUCAGCUGCCUGAAGGGCAAGAUGCCCAUCGACCUGGUGAUAGACGAGCGCGACAGCAAGCCCGGGGACCUGGGCGACAACAACAACAACCACAACAGCAGCGGCGGGGGCUCGGGGGGCGGAGGGGGCUCCGGAGGGGGCGGAGGGGGCGGGGGAGGCGGAAGCGCGGGGGGCCGCGGUCACCACAACCCGGACACCACGGGCCACAACAGCACCGACAGCUCCUCCACGCCGGAUCAGGGAUACGGCAUGGAGGACAUCGAACCUGGCCCCGGAGACGACAGUGUCGUCGACGGUCACAGUCCGUUCCGACGUGCGGUCGGCGGCGGUGCGUGGCAGUUCCCCAAGUUCAGCAACUCGUACAACGGAUGUACACAAUUUCCAAGUGUACACGAAUACACGUUGGCACAUGACAAGCAGCAUUGCCAGAAAAUCCUAAGAGACUCGAUACAAACUUCGCCCCUGUCCAAACAGCGGCCCCCUUCGCAGUCCCUGAACUCGUACGGCACAGCGGAUGACGUGCGUUCUCCUACGGGUUCGGCGGGCACUCCGGGACCCAUGCCCCAGCAGCCCAGCUCACAGCAGAGCACCGACAACAACAGCGAAGCGGGUAAAUCGGUGGACUCCUUCAGCCUGGGACUUUCUCCGCACGGCGAUGCCAGUGUGGGCUCGGGCGACGGCACGGGCGAGGACGAAGACGAAGACAGAGGCAAGAAGCGCCAGAAGAAGCGCGGCAUCUUCCCCAAGGUGGCCACCAACAUUAUGCGAGCCUGGCUCUUCCAACACCUCACGCAUCCGUAUCCCUCCGAAGACCAGAAAAAGCAGCUGGCCCAGGACACCGGACUCACCAUCCUCCAAGUCAACAACUGGUUCAUUAACGCGAGGCGAAGAAUCGUGCAACCAAUGAUCGAUCAGUCUAAUCGAGCUGGUGGGACGAUAGGAGGCGCAAGUGCGGCGUAUGGACCUGACGGUGGAAUGGGAUACAUGAUGGACGGCAGUCCACAAAUGCACAUUAGGCCACCAGGCAUGCAGAACUUGUCCUGCGGCGAUGCGUCGAUGGGGAUGGGACACAUGGGCGCCAUGGGCAGCUACCCGCAAAUGCCCCAACUGCGGUCGCCGACGCAGGCCAUGCUCCUGCCCGGUCACCCGCACGCAGCCGCCAUGAUGAUGGCGCCCAUGGGCCACCCGGGGCUGCCCCCACAGGGCUCCCCGUACGACGGCCAGCACAUCAUGGACAUCCACGCCAGCUAAAGCCGCGCCGCCUCGUGGCCCUUCCUCCGUGGCUGCCCUCGUCACCGAAUGUCCUCUAGCUCCAAGCUGUGCUGCCUCCGUCCGCCGCCUACAGGUGGCGGCACUCGACGGACCGUUUAUUUUUCUUUCACCUGUCGUCUGUUCCUUCAAACACACGCGCACACACCGUGCAAUACUGCGUCUGUCGCAGCAGGGUGUACCCUACGGCCUUCUGUUGUUUUUUUUUUCGAGACUUCUGCUGUGCACUUUUCGCGAAAACCGCGUUUUUGUUUCUUCUUUGUUUUUCAUGGCGAGCGCGUGAGUGAUCGUGAGCGACAAAUGUUAUCCUCUUUUUUUUUUUUGUUCCGGUGUGCGUAUUCCUAUGCGGACGUUUCUUACGUCUUUUUGUUUCGCUAACUUUCUGUCGAACUCCUACGUGUCUGGUCUUGCACAAUGCCUCUGACCGUGUCGUCUGCGAUGGGGAACAGAAGUCGCGAAACGCAGGGGUCACUUACAGACGCCUACUCUUUCGGAAGAAUUGAUUUACAGAUGAACAAAACAAGCUACUUGCCACUCUGCCUUGAAAGCGGCGAAGCGCGUUGCGGCGAUAGUUGACCCGAUUGGCGAACCAUUGACAACGCCGUUGGAGUCGUAGCUCACUGGGCAGCUUAGAUCGAUGGGCUGCCUAAUGUUUCAAAGCAGAAAUCACGUUAAGAAGUCGUGCUCAAUAUAUCGCGUAACGCCUAUGUCAUGCUCGCGCUCAUUGUUUCGGUGCUUUGUGAAGUUAUCCUAAGCGCGAGAUUGAUUCGAGUGAAAAUGGGACUAGCUAAACCACUGCAGCUAUAUUGAAAAAAAGAAGAAAUAAAGAUAGAGCAACGCACGAGCGAUCGUCCGACUCUUUCCUCACCGUCGACGGCGCAGUCAGGCGAGGCAGCAAGGUUCUUUUCUUACGCCUUGCGAAAGAAGGAAAUUAUAGCGAAAGGUCAAAAAGGAUUUCCUUUUUGGUCACGCACAGUCAACUUUCAUAGCCUGUAUCACUUUUAGUUGUUUUUUUAAUCAUAACUCUUCAUCUCCGGUCCUGUUGACCUUCGAUCCGACGCGACAGACUCGUUUCUCCCCUCCUGAAACCGUAAUGAGGCUGCGAACCGGUCGAUGUUUCGCAAUCACACUGGCACGAAAAGAAAGGUAACGAAAGAAUUAAAGUAAAAGCAAGAAGAGAAGAAAAAAACGUUCCGGAAUUUACCGGACACGUGUAAUGGUUAUCUAAACUUUUUCUCAUUUUUGAACGACCGCCAGAUUCGCUUCGAACGAUUACUUUCGAGUUUUCCUGAAAGUUAUCGCACUUGCGCUGUUCGUAAGGGAAUGUGCGAGCCAAUCGCGAUGCUGUGCGUAUUGCAAGCGAAGGUGGCUCGCCGUUGUCCAGUAGUUCUUACGAACGAAAAGGUUUUUGAAUUCGACCCUUGAUAUCAUUUUCUGUUGCGUGGCAAUUGUUAGCUGGUCUUCUCCACCUGCCGCUUCCUAACCGUCUGCAUUCAAGGCUUAAGUGGUUAGCUUCAGUUUCUGCCGACUCUUGCUGCUGUGGACUUGCAGAUUUAGAUAGUCAUCGUUGCGCAGCUGACCAGAACAA